This is a messenger RNA of Pristis pectinata (smalltooth sawfish), 5959 nucleotides long. It is a transcript of the gene mlh3, whose product is annotated as mutL homolog 3 (E. coli). Gene Ontology annotation, molecular function: ATP hydrolysis activity; protein binding; ATP binding. Lineage: Eukaryota; Metazoa; Chordata; Chondrichthyes; Rhinopristiformes; Pristidae. Gene Ontology annotation, cellular component: mismatch repair complex. The record is from RefSeq and is a predicted model, not a curated record. Gene Ontology annotation, biological process: mismatch repair.
UCCCACAAUCCUGGCGAAGACCACAGUGGUGCGCAUGCGCCGGUGUGGAGGGAGGUUGCGGUUGCUACGGUAACGGGGCCUAUUGGGCGGGAGGCGGCCGGGCUCCCACGUCGGCUCCAUGGAGGAGGCAGCGGCCGUGAGGGAGACGCCACCGCCACCACGGGAGCUGCGCCUGUUAUCGCCGAGCGUGCAGGCGGGGCUUCGCUCGGCCGUCAAGGUGCCCUCACUCGCCCACUGCCUGGAGGAGCUGCUGCUCAACAGCCUGGCGGCCGGCUGUGGCUGCGCGGCGGCCCGCGUGAACGCGCAGGUCGGGCGCGUGCAGGUGGCGGACAACGGCGCGGGGCUCGAGCGCGCCACCCUGGAGCUGGCGGGAGCGCGCUACCACAGCAGCCGCGCCGCUGGGGCCGGGCGGGGAGGGGGUCCCAGGAGUGGGUGUGGUGAGGGUCCCGGGGCCGGGCAGGGAGGGGGUCCCUGGAGCGGUGGGGGUCCCGGGGCCGGGCGGGGAGGGGGUCCCAGGAGUGGGUAUGGUGAGGGUCCCGGGGCCGGGCAGGGAGGGGGUCCCUGGAGCGGUGGGGGUCCCAGGAGUGGGUAUGGUGAGGGUCCCGGGGCCAGGCAGGGAGGGGGUCCAGGGAGCGGCGGGGGUCCCAGGAGUGGGUGUGAUGAGGAUCCCGAGGCCGGACAGGGGGAGGAAUCUGAAGUGGGGCCUGGGUGUCGUGGUGAGGCACUGGCCAGCAUUGCUCACUUGUCAGGUCUGCUGGAGAUCGUGAGCAGGCCCCAAGUUGGAGGCAGCCGGACCUGGGUCAAGUUGUUCCGCAAUGGGCAGGCCCGGCCAGUGUACGAGGCUGUGGCGGCGAGGCCCAGCCCCGGCACCACUGUCACAGUUUGCAAUCUUUUUUACCGACUGCCAGUGAGGCGACGCCGCAUGGUUCGGACCCUGGAGUGGGAGCAGAUCCGGCGCCGAGUUCAAGCCCUGAGUCUCCUGCACCCAGGUGUUUCAUUCACCGUGCGUAAUGAAGCCUCUGCCACAGCUGGAGGCUCACUGGUGGUCAGGUUGCCGAAAGCCAGCAGCUUGCCAGCCCGCUUCGCUCAGAUCUAUGGUACACAGAAGGCAGCAGCGCUUGGCCGUGUCCAACACUCAAAUGGCUGUUUCCAAAUGAGCGGCUUCAUCAGCCGACAGGGCCACCAUACCAAGGCCCAGCGGCUGGUAUUUGUCAAUGGGCGGCUGGUGCUCAAAACCCGCAUACACGUGCAGCUGGAUUUGCUAAUCAGACGACACAGCCUGAUAUGUAGGUCAGGGCCUUGCAUCGGCUCACGUGGAGGCCCUGAUCUUCACCCUGUUUAUGUCAUCAAUGUCAGCUGUGACCAUUGCCAAUACGAUGCCUGCUGGGAGACUGGCCGCACCUUGCUAGAGUUCACCUCCUGGGAUCUACUGCUGAACUGCUUGGAGGAGGGAGUCCGUGCCUUCUUGCUACAGGAGAAACUUCUGCUGGAGCCCACUGAGGAGCAGGAAACUCCCCAGCUGCCUCUUCUCAGCUCAGAACCUGCCUUCUCACACGAAAGGGCAGUCGUCCAGUCCAAGUCUGUGCACAGACAAGCUGUACUACCGGAGAACUCUAGCGGGGAUGCUGUGUGUCAGGGGGUUGCUACAGUUGAGAAGGUUGGGGUGUUGGGUGCUAAGGGUGAAGAACCAGCCUUGCAACAUUCAGGCACUGUCCCGCACUCUACUGAAGCCCCAAGACCCAUCACACAUAUUGCUGGUCAGGAGGCAGCUGUGUGUGGCAAGUCCCUGUGGGAAGAGAUGGGAGGAAGCAGCCCCCUCACCAACCCAAGUACAUCAGGCAGCCCUGAGACACAACCUGCAAAGCUGGGGUACCCCAACACAGAAAGUGUGCUCACAAAAGGAGAUGGAAUUUAUCAACUUGCUGUUGCCUAUGAGAGUGAGACCUCAUCAAGCACCAAUAGCUCACCUAGAGAGGGGGUGCAGAUAACAGAAGGGGAGAUUUGUGAAUUGCACUCAGGGCAGAAGGAGCUUUUGGGAAACAAGGGGUGUCAGGGAGUUGGAGUGGAAUUCGGUGUCACAGGUCUCAUAACCCAUGUGAUACCCAUGAAAAUGAAAACCUCUGACCUUGAAAAUGGAAACUUUAUGGAUUGGGGACAUGUCUUUCAUCCAGGUCCAGUGAGUGCCUGGGAUGUUAAUGAGAGGUUGAAAGAGGGAUGUAGUCAGCUCUCAUCUGGGGGCAAAGCGCACUUGGGUACAACCAGGGAAUGUGGGAAAGCCAAACCCCAAAGAUGUAUCAGGGUUUGUCGGAAAAUUCAGGGUACUUCCCAGUAUUGUUAUUGGUCUGGGAGCCAUGCAAAAUCAGUGAUGACACCUGGGGAGGUUACGUCACCAAAAGAUUGUGCCAAUUCCAAGUGUAAAAAUGUUGCCAAUUGUGAACCUGUCUCCUGUCAAGCUAGAUUCCACAGGAAACUAACUAUGUCUCUGAUAACUGGUUCAUUGGAUGCAUUUAGAAGAGAAUAUGCAAGGACUGAUGGUCAGGAUGGAGGCAGCUCUUCCCAAGGCACUGAGGUCACUCAACAUGGCACUGGUAAUCCAGCCAUGAAAUCCACACCAGAGAGUGCGAUGGUAGUUAAGGAAGCAGACAGUUUGAACCAGAACUUGAAUACAAGACACACGAACUCUGGAGCUGAUGUCCAGAGUGAGAGUUUACUGCACUACCAAUGUGAUUGUGAUGGGUUUCAAAGGAGUUUUUGUGCUCGAAGCACAAGCUUGAUAGCUGGACAUGUACCCAAAGUACAGCCCAGUCUUACUGCACAAACUACUUAUUCACAAGCCAAGAAAAUCACCCCCAUUGCUAAGGAGCCUCCAAGAACUUUGGCGGCAAAAUUGUCUAGAUUAAAGCACCUUAAAAAAGAGAGUUGGGAGUUCAAUUCAAGGAGUUUUGCAGACUGUUCUCCACCUUGCCAGAGUCCUGAGGGGCUUCUACAGCCAGAGAAGGAGUCUCCAAAUUACUUAUCUACAGAACCAAUGCUCUCAGCAGCUCAACUAGUCUCCGAAAACUGUGCCAUCCGGGAGGAAGUAGUCGGAGAGGAAUGUCAGGGAAGUUGCAGAAGUGCUGAAAAUAAAAGUGACCUUGGUCUGAUUUACAAAGGGUCUUGUUCAGAGAAAUCAUCUUGUACUGCAGCUGGUGAAAGGACCGUUGAUGGAACUGUUACGCAGCCGAAGCUACACCUUGAGGACCAAUCCCAAAGAGAUGGAGCAACUGAAGAGAAUUUGAAUCAGUCAGUUGACACUGUGGCCAGCUGCAAGGAAUCUGACCCUAUAUGUAUUCACACAAAAUUGGUACUUGAUGGAGCAGACGGUUGUGUGGAGACCUGCGAAGGUGAUGAUACUUUGAAAGGUUUCUCUUCAGAAUGGCUGCAAUACUUUGAUGGAUCUCUGGGGAAGACGGUGUUUGUAAACAGCAUAACUGGAGUGAGUAGCUAUGAGCUUCCACCAGAGUCUCAGACACGUGCCACCUGCACAAAAGACUUCACAACUAUGGCAGUUAACGUCCUCACAAAGACUGGUUUCCCAUAUCGAUGCUACCCAUUCCGCAGUGAAAACUUGAUUCCGUUCUUGCCUCGGCCACGUGAAGAGAGGCAAGAAGGCAAAGCUGAUGAAGGGGCCAGUGAUGGAAGAGAUGCUCAGUUGGAAUCAAGUGACUCACUGCGUUCACUGUUUCUGGAGUGGAGGAAUCCGGUCUUUCUCCGGCCCCCAGAGGUCGCUAUUGAUGUUAGCAAUGAGCAAGCUGAUGGUUUGGCGGUGAAGAUUCACAACAUACUGUAUCCCUACCGUUUUACGAAGGACAUGAUCAGCUCAAUGCAGGUCCUUAAUCAGGUGGACAACAAGUUCAUUGCAUGCUUGAUAAAUACGAGACUCGAUAAAGAGAAAAAUAUAGGAAAUAAUCUGCUGGUACUGGUGGAUCAACAUGCUGCCCAUGAACGAGUGCGUCUGGAACAGCUGAUUUCAGAUAGUUACGAGACCGUGGCAGAAGCUGCAUGCCACAGGAAGCUGUGCACCUCAACAGUGUGCCCACCCAUGGAGAUCAGCUGCACUCAGGAUGAGGCCGGCCUUCUGCGGUUGUAUUGGAAGCAGUUGGAGGCUGCUGGUGUACAGGUGGAGUUCAGAGAUGUUGAGAGCUCUAAGGUACUGAUCAGGAAGGUGCCAGCCUGUUUCGUAGAGAGAGAAGCAACUGAGGUUCGAAGAGGACGACAGCCUGUCACUCAAACCAUACUGCAGGAGUUUCUCCGAGAACAGAUUGAGGUGCUUCAGUCAACAGGAGGAUUCCAAGGUGUGUUGUCUCGUACUGUGCUGAAGGUGCUCUCUUCACAGGCCUGCCAUGGAGCGGUGAAAUUUGGGGAUGCACUGAGUGUGGAAGAGUGUAGAAGCCUCAUCAAUUCACUGGCCAGCUGUCACCUGCCGUUCCAGUGUGCUCACGGCAGACCCUCCAUACUACCUCUGGCAGACCUGGAUCACUUGGAUAUCGACCAAGAGGUUCACAAUAGACCUAAUUUACAGAGGUUGCGGACACUUAGGAAAGCGUGGGCAAGCUGUGAAGGAGUUCAGUGAUUGUGCUGAUUGGCAAGAGCUGAGGAACCUGUACCUGACCUGUUGCAUCAGCCUGACUGUCCUGUUAUGAAAUGGACAAAUGAUUCCCCCCGAGGCUGCUGUGGUACAUUGACCUAACCAUUUGGCCAGCUGUCUUUGAAUUGACUGACCAGCAAAGAUACUUGAGGUAGGAACUCAUGGGUGCAACUGCUGCAAACAGAGUGAUGUGUGUGUUGACCUUGUGUGCAAUGUAUGACUCUUUUAUUCCUGAACUAUUUAUUUCAAUAAAUGAAACUUGUUUGGUGUGCAGAAUCUUUAUUGGUGGUGGGAGUGUGUGGUGGCCAGUGGUGGGUAAGAUGUCCAUUGUAGCUGUGUUCCUUUACCAUGCUCUCCUGAGCCUGUUUAUGUAGCCAGUCCAUGAGUACAGGCUCAGGGCCCUCGUGGGUGAAUUACAGUAAAACUCCGAUCAUAGAUCACAGAACAGCACAGUACAGGCCCUUUAGACCACAUUGUUGUGCUGAACUACUCCUCCACAAUCAAUCUAACCCUUCCCUCUGCACAGCCCAUAACCCUCCAUUUUUCUUACAUCCAUGUGCCUAUCUAAGAGCCUUUAAAUGUCCCUAUUGUAUCAGCCUCCACAACCACCCCCAGCAGUGCAUUUCAGGCAUCCACCACUCUCUGUGUAAAGAACCUAUCUCUGACAUCUCCCUUGAACAUUCCUCCUCUGAGCUUAAAUGGAUGUCCUCUGGUAUUGGCUAUUGCCACUCUGGGGGGGGGAAAAAGGUGCUGGCUGUCCACUCUAUCUAUGCCCCUCAUAAUCUUAUACACCUGUAAUCCUGCAUCACUCCAAAGAGAAAAGCCCUAGCUCGCUCAACCUUUUCUCAUAAGACAUGCUCUCCAAUCCAGGCAGCAUCCUGGUUAAAUCUCCUCUGCACUGUCUCCUUCCUAUACAGAGGUGACCAUUACGUGGUGGCUCUUGAAUUUAAUCGCACGACUAAUAAAGGCCAGCACACCACACGCCUUCUUAACCACCCUAUCAAUUUGCGCAGUAACUUUGAGGAAUCUAUGGACUUGGAUCCAAAGAUCCCACUGUUCCUGCACACUGCUCAGAAUCCUGCCAUUAAGCUUGUCCUCUGCCUUCUUGUUCGUUCUUCAAAAGUGUAGCAUUUCACACUUUUCCAGAUUUGAACUCCAUCUGCCACUUAUCUGCCCAGCUCUAUCUCCUACCAAUGUCCUGUUGUAACCUGCGACAGACUUCUACACUAUCCACAACACCUCCAACCUUUGACACUAUCCACAACCUUACCCUUCCCUCCACUUCCUCAUUCAAGUCAUUUAUAAAAAUCACAGAGUAGGGACUGAUGCUGA